AAUUUUUGUGUUUAGUUUUGUUUGCCAUUUGCUAAUUAAAUUUGUUUGUGUUAUUAAUGGUGCUUUGCGGAGAAGCUGGCGCCCACAUGGCGCCCCACAGCAGCGACAAAGGCGACCGCUAUGCCAAACUGUCGUUCCUUGGUGAGGGUCAGUUUGCGAUUGUGUACAAGGCUCGGGACACGGUGACCAGCCAGAUUGUGGCCGUGAAGAAGAUCAAGCGUGGCAGCCGCGAAGAUGCUCGAGAUGGAAUCAAUCGAACCGCUUUGCGCGAGAUCAAAAUUCUGCAGGAACUGCAGCAUGAAAACAUCAUUGGGCUGGUGGAUGUGUUCGGACAGCUGUCGAACGUGUCGCUGGUGUUUGACUUUAUGGACACCGACCUGGAGGUGAUCAUCAAGGACACCAAGAUCAUACUCACGCAGGCCAAUAUCAAGGCGUACGCCAUCAUGACGUUGCGCGGCCUGGAGUACCUGCACCUCCACUGGAUCCUGCAUCGCGAUCUGAAGCCCAACAAUCUGCUGGUCAAUAGCGACGGUGUGCUCAAGAUCGGUGAUUUCGGCCUGGCCAAGACAUACGGUUCGCCAAAUCGGAUCUACACCCAUCACGUGGUCACGCGCUGGUAUCGGUCGCCCGAGCUGCUCUUUGGUGCCCGCCAGUACGGCACUGGUGUAGACAUGUGGGCCGUCGGCUGCAUUCUGGCGGAGCUCAUGCUGCGCGUGCCUUUUAUUCCCGGCGACUCGGAUCUGGAUCAGCUGACCCGCAUCUUUGCCACCCUCGGAACACCCUCAGAGGCCGAGUGGCCGUAUCUGGGGAAGCUGCACGACUAUCUACAGUUCCGCCACUUCACGGGCACCCCGUUGGAGAAUAUAUUCACUGCCGCCGACAAUGACCUCAUCCACCUAAUGCGCCGCCUCUUCGCCAUGAAUCCGCUGCGGCGUGUCUCCUGCCGCGAGGCACUGAGCAUGCCCUACUUUGGCAACAAGCCGGCUCCCACCGUUGGUCCAAAGCUACCCCUGCCCUCGGCCAUAGUGGCGGCCAAUGCAAAGGCCGACGAGAAGCCCGGCCAGGCGGUGAAGCGCAAGCUGGUGGAGACUACCGUUCGCGGCAACAGCCUGCCACAGAAGAAGCGACUGCAGUUCUGAGAGCUGCCAAGCUGUUUUAGCAUUUAGUGUAGAGACCUAAGACAGAGACAAGUGUGUCCAAAACAUUGUUGAGAUUGCAUUCAGCUCGGGUUGAUAUUGUCCAUUAAAUAUGUGAGAAACUAAUA
Messenger RNA from Drosophila persimilis, 1264 nucleotides. RefSeq names its product cyclin-dependent kinase 7 (gene Cdk7). Bases 57 to 1139 code for a protein of 360 amino acids. Gene Ontology annotation, cellular component: cytoplasm; transcription factor TFIIK complex; nucleus. Gene Ontology annotation, biological process: positive regulation of transcription by RNA polymerase II; protein phosphorylation. Gene Ontology annotation, molecular function: cyclin-dependent protein serine/threonine kinase activity; RNA polymerase II CTD heptapeptide repeat kinase activity; ATP binding. Lineage: Eukaryota; Metazoa; Arthropoda; Insecta; Diptera; Drosophilidae. The transcript has 2 exons. The record is from RefSeq and is a predicted model, not a curated record.